This is a messenger RNA of Oncorhynchus tshawytscha (Chinook salmon), 5011 nucleotides long. Its product is annotated as phosphatidylinositol 4-phosphate 5-kinase-like protein 1. The record is from RefSeq and is a predicted model, not a curated record. The coding region runs from base 247 to 1623 and encodes 458 amino acids. The transcript has 10 exons. Gene Ontology annotation, molecular function: phosphatidylinositol kinase activity. Lineage: Eukaryota; Metazoa; Chordata; Actinopteri; Salmoniformes; Salmonidae. Gene Ontology annotation, biological process: phosphatidylinositol metabolic process.
CUACUGUAAAUGGCUUUUGAAUAUAUACUGUGCGCCCAAGUGUUUUCAGCUACAAACAUGCGCUAAUGCUUUGUGAAACGAUGAGAUUUCUGGUGCAGCAUGUUGGGGGUUUCGCGCAGUGUCAGUGUCACUACAUUACCGCUUGCAUGCAUUUAUUGAAAGAACGGAUUGCAAUGUCAAUCGGAGGAAUGCGCUGAUCUCGGGAACUAUAGAGCAGACACAGGAGGGCCUGAAUUAGCCUCAUCGAUGAGCCAAACUGAGAUGGAGAUGUCUGCGGGUCUCGCGGAGGGCACGCAGAGGACUGGUACGGUGAAGAGGAAGAUGUGGGGGGGUCUGAGGCAGCAGUGGAAGCUACUGGGCCUGUUUGAGAUCGACCAGCAGCACGAUUUCUACAGCCUCACCUCUAUGAUGAAGGAAGGCCUCUCUGCAGCUGUGCAGAACACCAUCGACAACCCACCACCGGAUGAAUUGUCGGAAGAUGACUACAGAUUGGAGGUCACUCAAAUACAUAAGGCCUUCAGAAUGGAGACGUUUGCAGGGCCAGUGUUUGCCAGCUUGCGUCGCUCCCUGGGGAUGACAGAAAAGGAGUAUCAGCACUCUCUCUCCAACGACGGUUCCUACCUGCAGUUCAUCAGCAACUCCAAAAGCAAGGCCGACUUCUUUCUCACGAACGAUAAGCGGUUCUUUCUGAAGACCCAGAACAAGAGAGAGGUGCAAUUCCUCCUGUCCAACCUAAGAAUCUACAUGGAGCACCUAGAGAAGUAUCCUCAUUCACUGCUGGUCAAGUUCUUAGGUGUCCACAGGAUCAAAAUUCCACAUAGGAGGAAGAAGUACUUUAUUGUAAUGCAGAGUGUUUUUUACCCUGACGAUCGAAUAAAUGCCAGGUAUGACAUCAAGGGUUGUGAGGUGAGCCGGUGGACAGACCCAGCUCCAGAGGGAAGUCAGGUUAUCGUUGUUCUCAAGGACUUGAACUUCGAGGGCCAGUACAUCACUUUGGACCAGCACCGUCCAUGGCUGCUCCGGCAGGUGGAGAUUGACACGUCGUUCCUGCAGACACUCAACGUGCUGGACUACAGCCUCCUGGUGGCUCAUCAGCCCCUGCACCAGGAUGAACGCCACCAGUGCCUGUCCUUCGCCACCCUUAUCAUGCGCACUAAAAAGUCAGUGAUCACAUGCUCAAGCCCCACCCAUGCGGGUAUGCCCACUGUUCCGGGGGUGGUCCCAGAGGAAGAUUCCGCCCUGUUGGUAUCAGAGAUGGACGGUGGGACAGGAAGUUGCAGCGUUACUGAGUCACGGGUAGGAAGUGACCUGGGCAGUGCCCCUUCCGGGAGACCCUGUACUAAGCAGCCGGUGGGAACGGUCACGGAUUCGAUGGAACUGCGAGACUUCCAGGCCCAGAACCGCCGGCUGCUGCCCAACUUCAGAAACCCGCUGCACGUCAUUGACGGACCGGAGCAUCGCUACUUUGUGGGCAUCAUCGACAUCUUCACUGUCUACAGCUUCAAGAAGAGGCUGGAGCAUUGGUGGAAGAGACUGCGGCACCCAGGGCAGGCCUUCUCCACCGUCAGCCCCCCCGCUUACUGCCAUAGGCUCUGCCAGUGGGUACAGGACCACACCAGGUAGACUCAGAAAGAGGGGAGGAUGAGGAUGGUUACUCCCACUAGCACGCUGUCUGCCCAGGGACACCCACGCACGCAAAUACACACACAAAGACUAGCAACUGUGACGCUGUUCAGAGACAUAAAGCUAUUCUUUUAAAGCACUGUAAUUUCAGAUUGACCAAGAGUCAGUUAUUUUCAUGUUUCCACAUGUCCAGACCAAAGCCAAAACGAACAUAAACCAUUAUAUGGAAAUAUAUUAUUCACCACAGCGGAUAAAUGGGUUCUCCCUCUUCAUAUUCUUUCAUUUUUUUUAAGUAACAAAGAAAAAGGUGCAACAUUUCAAAUCUAGUGCUAUGAAUUGAUUAGCUGAUUUUCCAAAGUAUAAUCGUUUUUGAAUUGUUGAAGUUUAGUUUAGUUCGUGAAUCAAUAAUGAAAACCAUAAUUAUUUUUCAGAUUUGCCAUCUGUUUAAAAAAAAUGUUUUUUACGUUUGACUCCUAUGGAUUUUUUUUCUCCUAAUUUAACUUUGACGUUUUGAUAAAUGUUGUAUAUUGUUGUAUGUUUUUUUUAAGUGCCUUUCUUACGCACUUCUCAGUAGUUGGUAUUCAGACUUACUUAUGCAGGUGCGUAAUGGGCUUUGCAGUCGUGGUUCACUUGCGCGCGCGCUGAAAACAUACACCUUUAAAUACAGUGUACCUUUCAUUUUGACGACAUUAACUAGAUUGGGCUCAGAAUAUAAGGAUCAAUGAAUGAAACCCAUCUAAAGAUAUGCAUAUUCAUGUCCAUUUCAGGGCCAACUAGUCGACCAACUAGUUUAUUUAGGCACAUUUUGGGUUAAGAAAGUAUGUAUGAAUCAUAAAAAAGUACAGGGUUUGGAGAGCUUUUACACACUAAAUGCAGUGCAUUCGGAAAGUAUUCAGACCCCUUGACUUUUUCCACAUUUUGUUACAUUACAGCCUUACUUAUAUAGUGAAUGAAUGCACUGUAUAUUGAUGGAUAAAAAAAUAGUGGUUUGAUUCAUCGUGAAAGUUUAAGUUCAACCCAUGAAAUAUUGGAAGGUGUAAAAAAAAAGAAGGUGUACAAUAGGGGUUGAACAAUAGUCCUAUAUAUCUACACUAUCAUCACUAAUCGUGGAACUGUAUGACAAUGGUCCAGUCAUGGUAGACCGUGCACCAGGCUACAGGUUUAACCUGCUACGAGUGGCCUGAGUUCCAUAAUGAUUAAAAUGUUCCAAAUUAUGGCACAGUGUUAGCCUAAUAUAAUCCACUAAUGCUAGCGACCCUCAGGAACAACUACACGGACGUGACAGAGGAAAGAAAGGUCAACGGAAUGGAAUGCUGCAAAAUGUAGGAAAUUGACAGUUAGAAAUGUUGUGGGUAUUAUGGAUGAUGGCUCCCAAUUGUGGCUAAUAUUUAACUCGAUACAAAUUGUAAACCAAAACGUAGAAAAGCGCGGGCAAAGAAUUAAAUCUAGAAUCAUAAACCAAUUCGGUAGGUUGGGUGCUAUACUGUCAUUUGCUCAUUGGCUAUAAAAACCUAUACUAAAGCUUGGGUCUCUGUACUUAAUUCCUGCAAGUUAUAAGGCCAUCAUUUUAUAAACUUCACUAUGUAAAAGUUGAUAUGCUUCAGUUUGCUGCCAUGACUGGUUUCACAUUUGUCUCCAGCGAUCAUAAUAAGACAAUAUAGAUCUAAAACAAGUGUAAUUUAUAUUUACAAUCCCCUUAUCCAAAUGGUUAACUCAUUUACUUACCUCUGAUCAAUAGCUCUUAUCAAGUUGUAAAUUACAGUGCAUGGAGAAUGCUGUUAUUUCACUCGCAAAAAGAAAGUACAUGCUUUUUCCACUCUGAACCAGCAGGUUUGCUCGACCUUAUUCAUGGUUUCCUCCCGCAUAAAGGUGGUGAAAUUAUGAGUUGAGUUAAGUCAAGCUCAGAACAUGGCGUAUCUGUAGACAUACCUCCGCCACACCUUCAUUUCUUAGAUCUGCACCCUGAACGAAUAGCGGGUGAAUGGCAUGCUAUUCUCAUGCUUAAGGGGAUACCUCGGGAUUAUCUACUUGCCCAGAGUCAGAUGAACUCUGUGUCUAGUACGGAAGUUAGAGGUCAUUUUGUGAGCCAAUGCUAACUAGUUUUAGUGCAAUGACUAGAAGUACAGUAUAUGGGUAUCUACUAGCAUGCUAGCAGAUACCUAUAGACUUCCAGUCAUUGCGCUAAUGCUAGUUAGCAAUUGCACUAGUGCUAGUUAGUAACUUCCUUCAAACUGCACCAUUGCCAAAAUUCCGAAGUAUCCCUUUAAGUUCAAUGUCAGAAUACAUAUAGAGAGAAAAAUGCAAAUUGUUCCAUUUACGCGCGCAUAACUCUGGUCAGAAUUCCGCCCCCAAGUGAAUAUACACUCCUGAUAAAACGGUGCAUGACUGUGGUUCUGCAGUAUAUUGUUUAUUUAUUUAUUCUUUAUGCAGUUAUGGCAAGGUCAGCAUAAAGGGGUAAUGUUUCAAAAUGCCGACAAACAGCUGUCAUUUUAUACGACUGCCUAGUGGCGCAGCGGUCUAAGGCACUGCAUCUCAGUGCAAGAGGCGUCACUACAGUCCCUGUUUUGAAUCCAGGCUCUAUCACAUCCGACAGUGAUGGGAGUAACGGAGGGCGGCAUAAUUGGCUCAGCGUCGUCCGUGUUUGACUGGGGUAGGCCAUCAUUGUAAGUAAGAAUGUGUUCCUAACUGACAUGCCUAGUUAAAUAAAAUAAAUAAACACAAAUUGUUAUUCUGGUGGUUUUUACGUUUUAGCUUAUUUUUGACUUACCUGAAGUUGGGACACCCUAGGUAAAUUGAAAAUAAGCUAAAACUUGUGAACUAUCCCUUUAAUAAGCUAAAACUUGUGAAUUAUCCCUUUAAUGUUGCCUCAGCAGAGAUAUUACUUACACUGUCCAAUUUUACAGCAAAAUGCAGGCUACACACUUGGGGCCUCGAGUUCUUAGUAUUUGCUGUUGGAAAUAUAACCCAAAUGUGAUUUACACCUGCUUAGGUGCUCUCCGUUCUGCACCUCACCUGGGACACCCAGUGUCAGUCAGGGAAAUAUGUGGAUUUCGGAGGUUUUUCCACAUUGACUGGGUCAGAAUUGUUUUUCAAAGUAAGGCACUGUAUUUACAGGGUUUUAGUUGUCUCUGGAAAAAAUAAUAAAUACCCUGAUUUAAGGACUGGGAUAUGUGGUGACCACAUGUUCACUAAUGUAGCCUACUUCAUUGAUACAGUAAAAGUGUGGAUUGGCAACUCCAACUCUCUCCUGGCUCAACUUGUUUAACCCCUAAGUCAUGUUUGUGCCUUCUGCCUGCAAAUGGUAUGUGCUGAAACCUUUUCUCAAUGCAUAAAUAACUUUUACGAGUUAAGUUGUGUGUAAAGUUUGCUUAUUUGCUUACUGGGCUGU